Cuscuta campestris is the source of this 2584-nucleotide messenger RNA. Lineage: Eukaryota; Viridiplantae; Streptophyta; Magnoliopsida; Solanales; Convolvulaceae. The record is from the annotation of a GenBank genome assembly.
AAUAAUUUUAGUAGGGAGUAAUUGGUUAUGGGUGGGGCGAGUGCCAAAAAGGAUGGCCCCAUCAUCACUUUUCCCACGUAAAAACAGAGCGGCCCGGCGACACCAACGCUGAAAGAAUCUCAUGACUUCCCACACACUGCACCACCAUAUACUCCUUCCUCUCUCUACAUUCUAGACAUAGAGAGAGAGAGAUUGAUUCAGAAGUAGAGAACAAAGAGAGCAUUUUUUCUCCGGCCGGAACAGGGAUAGAAGGGACAGUGUCUGUGUUUAAGUGGUGGGUGGCCGAGGAUGAAGCUCGCCGGGAACUCUGCCGCCGCAGAAUGUAGAGCUCGCGGCAUCAAUGGUGUCGGCAGCGGCGGAGCAGUGGUGGUGGUGGGCGUGAAAAUGGAUUCCCGGAGCAAAGAGCUCCUCACUUGGGCUUUGGUCAAGGUCGCCCAGACCGGAGACCGAAUCGUCGCUCUUCACGUUCUUGAUUCCGACACCGUGACAGAUAAAACGGAGAUGCUCAGAUUGGUUAAGACCUUUGAUUCUGUGCUGGCAGCUUAUGAAGGUUUCUGCAACUUGAAGCAGGUUGAUCUGAAGCUCAGGGUGUGCAGAGGGUCGCCACCUCGUAAGAUCAUUGCUCGCGAGGCAGAAAGCUGUGGAGCAACUGUUCUGAUUCUGGGUACUUCCGGGACCCACCAUGCCGCCAGGUCAUCUGUUUCGGUGGCGAGGUAUUGUGCCAGGAAUGUUGACAAGAACAUCUCAGUUGUGGCUGUGAAUAACGGCAAGGUCACGUUUCGGCGUGAGAUGAGUGUGUCUGUAAGUCAUGAGUCUUGUACUCCGGGCAUGCCCCAAUCAAGAUUUAGGAAGAGGAAGGCACUGCCCAAAGGCCCUUCGGGCAGCAGUUCUUUGGCUCUGGUGCCCGUGAAAAUUGUGAACGUGCACGAAUCGAAGUCGCAGUGGACAUUCCUUAGAAGGGUUUUUCUUCAGAGCCAUAAAGAAUCUGGAAAUUCUUCCCCGAACAAGUUCUCUGUUGUGCAAUGGGUUCUUAGACUACGAAGACAUUCUGAUGAAAAACAACUUGGGUUGAAUGAAAAGAAUGGAGAAAUCGUCCCUGCCCCGAUCCAUUCCACAUCUGUUAUUCAUAAAGAACUGGAGGGUCUUUCUGCAAAGUAUUCUUCCAUUUGCAGAUUGUUUAGAUACCAAGAACUUCUGUCUGCAACGUCUAAUUUCACGCCUGAGAAUUUACUUGGGAAAGGCGGGAGCAGUAAAGUUUAUAAAGGGUGCCUUCCUGAUGGGAAGGAACUGGCAGUGAAAAUUCUGAAGCCAUGUGAAGGUUCAGAGAAGCAAUUCUGCUCAGAAAUAGAGAUUCUUACAGCUUUACACCACGAGAACAUAAUUUCACUUUUCGGGUUCUGUUUUGAAGAAAACAAUCUUCUGUUAGUGUAUGAUCUCUUGUCCAGAGGAAGCCUUGAAGACAAUCUCCAUGGUACACGAAAUGUAGGGGAUUUGUUUGGCUGGCAGGAAAGGUACAAGGUUGCCUUAGGGGUCGCCAAGGCAUUGGACCAUUUGCACAAUACAGCUUAUGUACCUGUCAUUCACCGGGACGUGAAGUCCUCAAAUAUUCUUCUUUCAAAUGAUUUUGAGCCAAAGCUCUCUGAUUUUGGACUUGCAACAUCUACUUCAUGCCCAUCAAGCAUAUUGGAUGGCAUUGAUGUUGCCGGGACAUUUGGAUAUUUGGCUCCAGAAUAUUUCAUGCAUGGAAAAUUAAAUGAAAAAAUAGACGUGUAUGCAUUAGGGGUCGUCAUGCUUGAACUUUUGUCGGGCAGAAAGCCAAUUGAUAGUGCACAUUCAGAAGGCCAAGGAAGCCUGGUCCUCUGGGCAAAACAAAUAUUGAGGAACGGGAAGAGUGUCGAAUUGCUAGAUACGAGGUUGCUAAAUGGAUAUAACCACGAUGAGUUUGACAGAAUGAUUUUAGCUGCAACACUUUGCAUCCGAAGGGAACCUAAAUUUCGUCCCAAAAUUGACACGGUUGUAAGACUUCUGCGGGGCGAACCAGAGGCAAUUCAAUGGGCAAGACAGCAGAAGCUGAAGAGUGCAGAUGAAGGGGAUGAAGUUGGGGAUGAACAGCCUGCAACAGCAAGAAUCCAAUCUUUUAUCAAUCUCGCGCUGUUAGAUUUGGAGGACGAUUCACUCUCAAUCAGCAGCGCUAGCAACUCAAUAUCUGUGGAUGAUUAUCUGCAGGGAAGAUGGAGCCGAUCGUCAAGCUUUGAUUAGACGUUUCUUGUCAAUAUACUUUGUAGAUAAUAAAAACGAACUUUGUUUUCUCCAUUUUUUUCGUCACCCCAUUGGUCUUGUUGGAUGAGAGGUAAGCAAGCAAAUGGCCUCCUCCCGGCUAAUUUCAUGUUUUGGACACCUUUGUAGUCUUUCAUUUGGAUACUAAAUCAGUAAAUCCUGUGAAGUGUAUAUGAUGUUUCAACUUUGUCUUAGAAUGGUGUAACUUUAGCACUGAUACACUUCCAUUUCAAUCUCAUCACACCAAAUGUGACAUCAAAAGGAGUGUUCCCUUUUUCUAUUAAGCAAAUAUAUUUAGAAUCUUGAG